CGGAUCAGCAGGCUUGGAAAGCAGUGUGGAACCUUCAAGUUCCGGAACGCGUUAGACUCUUCAUAAGGCUUGUUAAUCUCCAUCGCAUGAACACCAGCAAAAGGAGGUUCGAAAGGCACAUAGCUCCUAAUCCUUUUUGUCCCACGUGUGUUAAUGUGCCAAAGACCGAGCUUCAUAUCCCGAGGGACUGCUCGGCCUCCCUCUUCUAUUAGACAAGAGAGGUGCCAGCAAACAACAUGGUGGAUUUCCUGACCUUGAUCAGUGGGUUCGCACGAAUAUUCUGAACACGAAGAUGGACAGUAAUGGCGUCCCCUGGGCCUCAAGCUUCAGCAUUGCUCUGUAGACUCUUUGGAAGAACCGGAACGAAUGUGUCUUCAGCGAUGGUAGCAAGCUUUUGUCUCCCCCACUCUCUGUGGCAUGCUAUCCACCUUAAGGUUAAUCUUUGGCACUCUGCCUGGAUGGCUCCCUUACCGUUGCAGCUUCGUGGUAAUCGAAAGGCGGACAAGGUCGAGGCGGAUUUUGGCUGGAGUGUACCACCUAGGGGUUGGUGCAAACUUAACGUUGAUGGAGCUUCUCAAGGAAACCCUAGGAAGGCGACAGCAGGAGUAGUCUUCAGAGAUGAUCAACGACGCUGGCUGGGGGGUUCUACUACUCCAUUGGUGACUGUUCGGCGGCUUGUGCAGAGCUUUGGGCAAUUAAGCAGGGUCUGGAGAUGGCGUGGAGGAGAGGAUUCAAGCUCCUCAUUGUUGAGUCUAAUUCCCGGCUAGCUAUUGACUUCAUUCAGCAUAGAUUCGACCAUGUUCACCCCUUUGCCUCUCUUUUGAGAUCUAUCCGUAGGUUGCUUGCGCAGGAUUGGUUGGUCAAUAUAGUACAUACUUACCGUGAAGGGAAUAGAGUCGCGAACUGGCUCUCGAAGCACAGUCCUGUCUAUCCCCAUGGUAUGUAUGAACUAGUUGACCCGCCAGCCCCUUUGAUGCACAUUCUGUAGGAUGAUGAACGAGGUGUGGUACUUUUACCUCGAAACAUUGUCCAUCUCCCCAAACCCCCUGUAACUCUUUCUUUGUUCUUGGCGUUUGCCUCCAAUCGAUCUAAAAAGAUUAAUUAUCUAGAAGGAUAAAUUUUGUUAAACUAUUUUACCACUUUUUAUCUUAGGAAUUGCCAAGAGUAUAUUUCUUUUACUAAGUUGAAUAUAAGGAAUAUUUUAAU
Linum trigynum is the source of this 1206-nucleotide messenger RNA. The record is from the annotation of a GenBank genome assembly. NCBI's taxonomy places the organism in Eukaryota, Viridiplantae, Streptophyta, Magnoliopsida, Malpighiales, Linaceae.